AUGGGAAAUGCAAGUAUCACAGAAUUACAGGCUAGCAUUACGGUAGGGACGCAGAACCUUCAAGAGUCCAAAGCGCUGCUAGCACAACUGCGGAGAUCUAAACAAGAAUCUCGAAGGAAAAAGGCGGAAGCAAAGAAGCUUCAAGCCGAUUCAAAGAAACGACAGGAAGAGGAGAGAAAAAAGGGCAGAUUGCGCGAUAAGAUUACAAAACUAAUUGAAAAAAGGCAGCCUGUUGAAGGAUUGAGGAACAACCUCAAACGUUUCGUUCAUGCCCAAUAUGAACCGAACGCGGUCAAGCUUCCCAUACACGUCUUCCUUGCUGCCUUGAGAUAUAUCCCCUACUCUUCGUGGGAAAGGCUACAACAACAUCCAGACAUAUUUUCAGAAGUUAAAGAUGCGCUUGCAUCUGAAUUUACCGACAUGGAGGAACUACUCUCUACAUUUCUUGUAGCUCAUCUGUUCCGCGAUUUCCCUGAAUUCUACAAGAAAAUUAUGCGAGGUAAUUACCACCAGUGGUUUCCCAUCAAUGACAGCAGUCUAAUCUGUAUCCCAACAGACCUGGCUGAGCUACCUGUUAAAGGACAACACAACCUUAAAUUCAAUUACGAAAGCAGUCAGGGUUGGCCUGAGGCCUCUACCGAUAAUGAUAUCCGUUCUGCACAGCUCCCCGAUUCCACUGCCACCACGUUGCCUGUCUCGUUUCCAAAUUCAUCUGCGUACCCUCUGGCAAUACUGCCUGCCACGGGAGAUCCCAUUGAUUCCAGCACAGGAAGCAGAGCUGUCGCCCAAGCCUUAUACGCCGGGCAAGAACCAUCGCCGGAUGGAUGGACAACUGACACAGCUGAGGAACAGUUCCCAGACCAACGCAGCCAAGGUCUCGGUCGAUGGAAACGGCGACGGACCCUAGAGCCAGCAGUUCAAUACACCUCGCCGUCACUGCCCUCUCUGUCUACCUACGCUACAACGCAGCCACAUACCAGUCCACACGAUGUGUUCACCAAUGCUAGCACGCGAGCAACUGGCUAUGUUGCCAAUCCUUCGCAGCCCACAUCCGAUGGCUAUAAUGUAAGCGGGUAUCCGACUAUCUCGCCACAAAUAUCAACCUCCUUCAUUGAUGAGACGCAAAUCCCGCUGCAGCAACCGAGGACUUCCAUCAAUGGAGAAUUGAUCGUCGAGCCGAGCUGUUUAGUCAGCAUGCACCCAGUCCAACCCAACGCCAAUGAAUCUGUUACUCAGUGGUUGGACCCAUAUUCGCUGUCUGCUCCCCAACCUUUGCUGGUUUUUGAGGAGCUGCUCUGUAAGACCAAGCUUUAUUUCCAAAACUCAUGCUGGGGCAUGAGCUUUGACAAAGAUGGGAACCUCCUUAAUUCAACUGGCGCCAAGUGGGGUAAUUCUCUGUGCAGCGAUUUCGACUCACGCUGCUUGACUGCUACCAUCCUUGCAAAAAAGAAGAUGGAAUUUGUGCCGACACUCAGCAAAGCCUUUAGCCUUGUCGAAGGAAUCAUUCGAGCUGAGCAUCCUCGGACUCUGGCCUGCUUUCUAGAAGUGUUCAUACACCUCAUCCAAACCAACAACCAUCAAGUAGCUUCCUGUCUCCGUCGCUACAUCGGAGAAAUUUCUAAAACUAUCACCACUACGGAUCAUCCUUGGAGACGAAUUUGUUGGCUUCUCGGUCAACAAGACUUGACCUCUGAGGCCAUGGCACAGAUUUGGCAAUGCAUGACAGAUACUUUUGAUAACAAUCUAGGGCCGCUCAGUCGGUUCGCCGUGUCUGUUCGGCUCGAUUACACAAAGCGCGUGGCAGAUCCCACCGAAGAAGAGCAGGUUCUUCAGCACCUCCUUGAUCGCUUAUGCAGUCCUGACCUGUCCACUCCCAACCUGUCCACUCCACGGGUGAUGCUUAACUUGGCACAUAACUUGAGAAAACAGGGAAAUUAUUCCAAAGCAGAGACGCUGGCGGAGAACAUUCGUUUACUGCUUGACCGAUACCAAAUAUAUGCUUGCAGAACUGUCGAGAGGAUAGAAUCUCUGAAAGUCGUUUCUUAUUGUCAGUUUGACCGAGGGGAUGUUACCGCAGGGUCCGCAGCAGCGAAGACAAUGCAAGAGGCGAUACAAAUGAUUGAGGAUAAGUUGGGAAACACACAUUCUUGGGUCACAGAAUUCAAGACUGUUCUGGAGGGUUGGCUUCGAGCUGCAGACAAGGUGGUGGAUGCGGACAACCUGCAACGGGAGAUAGACAAAUUGAUGAAGAAGGAUUUAACCGAAGAGGAUCUAACUGAGCUAAACUGA
This is a messenger RNA of Pyricularia grisea, 2289 nucleotides long. RefSeq lists its product as uncharacterized. The record is from RefSeq and is a predicted model, not a curated record. Gene Ontology annotation, molecular function: protein binding. The transcript has 2 exons. The coding region runs from base 1 to 2289 and encodes 762 amino acids. NCBI's taxonomy places the organism in Eukaryota, Fungi, Ascomycota, Sordariomycetes, Magnaporthales, Pyriculariaceae.